This is a messenger RNA of Aspergillus nidulans FGSC A4, 1678 nucleotides long. RefSeq lists its product as uncharacterized. NCBI's taxonomy places the organism in Eukaryota, Fungi, Ascomycota, Eurotiomycetes, Eurotiales, Aspergillaceae. The record is from RefSeq and is a predicted model, not a curated record. The coding region runs from base 143 to 1678 and encodes 511 amino acids. The transcript has 2 exons.
CGGUCGGCUUCCGCAUUUGCCUCUCCAUAGCCGCGUUGCAUCGUUCGAUACAAUUCGUGAGGACCAUUAGUUUGGUUCAUACCUCGAUAACCCACCUUUUUCACAGCUCAAAGCAUAUCGUCUACGCUGGUUGACUGCAGGCAUGGCACAACCUAUGUCUGGAGACGUCCCUGAGCUGGCCCCGCUAGAAGUGGUCGUUCCAACCCGCAGGCGCCGUAUGAUAGGGUGGGCUAUGCUGCAACCGGGUGAGAAAGUAGAGCCGUCGCAGCGGUUUGACUCCAACAUUACGCAAGAGCAUAUCCUCCCGCCAGAUCAGAAGCGACGUCGGCCAGCUGUUCAAGAGUCAGAACCCCAGCAUAAAGGGCACUCUAAUGCGAAGACAAAGGGAAACAUGCCCUCGAAGCGGUCAUCUCAAGGAAGCCGAGCACCCCAGCAAUCUCGUAUAUUGUUGGGGGAAACAAAGCCCGGCGCCGACGAUUCCAUCGAGCUCAAGCGAGAGAUAACGCGCUUGAAAAUUGAGAACGAUCUCCGUGCUCUUGCAGAGUCUCGAGAGAUUCAACGGCUCCAAGCUGAGGUGAAGCGCUUGGGAAGGCUCAAGACAGAAUUGAACAGAGCGAUUGACCGGUUGUUAUCAGACCCUACCCGUUCUGCAGCAGCAACGCCCGAAAGUGCUACAAGCAACGAUGCUAUAUUGCGCGAGAAGGAAAGGUUGAUCGAACGCCAGAUUUGCUCGAUUAAUGACCUGGAAUCAAGCUUGAGUGAGGCUUAUGAGCAUGAAUUCCUACGUUCGAGGAUUCGAAAUACGGACCUUCCAACAAGCACAGCUAGCAUCGAAGAUGCUAUGAUAUUAAUCAAACGUGGUGUUAUUCGUACUGCAGAUUUACUGUCCAGCUGUUUACACCCUCCCGAUUUACUACAUCUUGUACUUCAGAUGAAUGCAGCCACCGAUCUUCGGAAUUUGUUCAACAGCACAGUUAAAGACAGCAGCAUUCUUGAAAAAACCCCUGACUUAGCUCUGCGGGCAAUGUUAUUCCGUAUUGUCCGUGACCAAAUACUAAACUCCGAAAUUUGGACGGCUUUCCACACAGAAGGGUUCAUGCUGAGAGCCUAUCAGAGGACGAUUCAGCAAACUGCCGGUAGCGAGUUUGCCUCGACAUUUCACAAAGCAUCUCUGCUUUACAUGUUGGACCACGACCCAGAUUUCGAGGCAUGUUUCCUCGGUGCACAGGUGAAAGAACUUCAGAUUUAUACAAUGAGGCUGUUGGAUCCAUUCUUCGAUUCUGCCAAGCUGACACCAAACGAAAAAGACCUUCUCCGUGAGAUGGACCACCUCUUUUUUGAAACCUUUUUCUUCAGAGCCCGGUGUUUUGCUCCGGACGGCAUACGAUACGAGGUCAUCCACUUCGAGCCAGGAGAGUCCUUUGAUUCAGUUACCAUGGAGGCGCAGGACGCGCCGCAGGAGCAAUUACAGGGCCAGGAACGGGACAAAAAGCCGCUAAUCAGGCUUUGUGUGCAUGGAACGGUCGUGGCACAUAGGAUUUAUGAAACAGAAACAGAGGGGCUGCGUAAGCUUAAACUACUGAGCCAACCGUUCUUGCAACCAUCCAAGUCUCGAGCCCAUAGCGGAAGAGCCGUUGGGGAAGUGGUUAGCGAUAAAGCAAUUGUGGUGCUUCGGUGA